UCCUUGUUCCUCGUUAGCCAUCCUCUCUCUCUCCUCUCUCUCUCGCUCUCUUCUUCCUUAUUUGUUCGCCGGUAAAUCACAGCCGUCCGAUUAACCAGCGUAUACUCGCGCGACAAGAUCUCUUAGAUCACACCAAUGGUCUGAUUUUCACCACCUCAGAUCUCCGACAACACUCCGGUAAACUAUCUCCACCUCUUGUUUCCAUCUCGUGAGAUUGCGAAAAUGAGGGUGAUUGAUCUAAUCGAGUCAUAGUGGAAGAAGAAGAAGAAGAAGCUCUCUUUGGAAUUUGAAUUUGAAUUUGAAUAAUUAGGGUUUUUGAUUGCAUGCUGAUCCCAAAUUAGAGUUUCUUUAGUUAGGUGGAGUUUAAAGUUAGUUCCUUUUAGCCAUGUUUAAGAAAAUCAUGAAAGGUGGUGGGCACAAGAAGCCCUCUAAAUCUGAAUCCAACGAACCGUCAAGCUAUAAUCUUGGUGGCUCCAAUGUUGUCGUUAGCCACGCUUCUCGUGGAGCACUGGUUCCUCCUUCUCAAGUGACAACAGCCACUCCUCCUCCGCCUAUAACCUCGGUGACCCCACUCCCUCUCUUCAGGGACGUUCCCGUUUCAGAGAGGCAAUCUUUGUUCCUCAGGAAGCUUCAGAACUGCUGUUUCCACUUUGAUUUCACUGAUACCACCAAGAUCGUUAGAGAGAAGGAGAUCAAGAGGCAGACGCUGCUGGAGCUGGUGGAUUUUAUACAGUCUGGAGCUAGCAAGAUCAUCUCCGAGUCUUGUCAGGAGGAAAUGAUCAAGAUGGUUUCGCUCAAUCUCUUUCGUUGUCUCCCUCCUGCCUCACAUGAGAACACGGGCCAGGAGCCCGCGGAUCCCGAGGAGGAGGAGCCUUAUUUGGAGCCUUCCUGGCCUCAUUUGCAGCUGGUUUACGAGCUGCUGUUACGAUACGUUGUUUCUACUGAUACCGAUACCAAAGUGGCCAAACGGUAUAUCGACCAUUCCUUUGUGUUGAAGCUGCUCGACUUGUUUGACUCCGAGGAUCCGAGAGAGAGGGAGUAUUUGAAAACGAUUCUUCAUAGGAUCUACGGGAAGUUUAUGGUGCACAGGCCGUUUAUUAGGAAAGCGAUCAACAACAUUUUCUAUAGGUUUAUUUAUGAGACGGAGAGGCACGGCGGGAUCGGGGAGCUUUUGGAGAUUCUAGGCAGUAUCAUUAACGGGUUUGCGUUGCCUAUGAAGGAGGAGCACAAGCUGUUUCUCAUCAGGGUGUUGAUACCGUUGCAUAAGCCCAAACCUAUAGCGAUAUAUCAUCAGCAGUUGUCUUAUUGCAUUGUUCAGUUUGUGGAAAAGGAUUAUAAGCUAGCGGAUACGGUGAUCAGGGGGCUGUUGAAGUAUUGGCCUGUGACGAAUUGCACCAAGGAGAAUCUCUUCCUUCAGGAACUUGAAGAAGUUCUUGAGGCAACGCAGCCUGUUGAGUUUCAGCGUUGUAUGGUUCCGUUGUUCCAACAGAUUGCUCGCUGCCUUAAUAGCUCUCACUUUCAGGUUGCAGAACGAGCACUGUUCCUGUGGAACAACGAGCACAUAGUGGGUCUAAUCGCGCAGAACCGAAGCGUAAUCCUUCCAAUAAUAUACCCGGCACUGGAGAAGAACAUCCAGUCUCACUGGAACCAAGCAGUCCACGGUCUAACCGUAAAUAUCAAGAAGAUGUUCAUGGAGAUGGAUCCUGAUCUAUUUGAAGAAUGCCAGAGACAGUAUGAGGAGAAACAAGCCAAGUCCAAAGAAGUUGAAGAACAACGCCAAUUUACAUGGAAGAGAUUAGCUGAAGCAGCAGCAGAGCGAGACGGAGUUGGAGGAGGAGAAGAUUAUAUGAUCACUUCCUAGAUCAGUAACAAAAAGGGUAUUACUCUCACUUUUUUUUUUGGUUCUCUCUCAAAUUAAUCAAAAUCGUUUACUAUUAAAAUCUUUCUUCCAAUGUAUAAACUUUCGAUUUGUUUUUUGUUGUGAGAAUCAUCGAAUCUGAUUCUGGUUGCUCAGAGAAUAGUAGAGCGAAGUGAGCCAAUCACUAUCAGAGAAUAUGUGUUUUGUCUGUAUGGAUCGGGCUUUAGUACUAAGAAUGUGUUUUAUGAUCUUC
Brassica rapa (field mustard) is the source of this 2111-nucleotide messenger RNA. Its product is annotated as serine/threonine protein phosphatase 2A 57 kDa regulatory subunit B' beta isoform. Gene Ontology annotation, biological process: signal transduction. The record is from RefSeq and is a predicted model, not a curated record. NCBI's taxonomy places the organism in Eukaryota, Viridiplantae, Streptophyta, Magnoliopsida, Brassicales, Brassicaceae. Gene Ontology annotation, cellular component: protein phosphatase type 2A complex. Gene Ontology annotation, molecular function: protein phosphatase regulator activity.